GUGAAUUCUAGUGAUCUUCAUCAGUAACUUGCAAUUAUUACUUUGAUUUAAAGUUGAAAAAUGAGCAGAUGUGUUGAGAAAUCAAGUGAUUCGGAUACCGAAUUCGAAAAAGAUUGUGUGAUGCCAGUCAGAUCGUCAAACCCUAUUCGCGCCAGAAGUCUAAUUCGCAACAACUUGGAGAAGUCGAGCAACAACAGCCAGCAGCAGCAGCUACUGCAAUCUAGAAUGCCUAAUAUCAAGGUCUUCUCCGGUUCAUCACAUCCGGAUCUGGCAUCGCGUAUUGUAGACCGUCUAGGAAUCGACCUUGGAAAGGUGGUUACGAAAAAGUUCAGUAAUUUGGAAACAUGUGUUGAAAUCGGUGAAUCCGUACGAGGUGAAGAUGUUUAUAUUGUGCAGUCCGGGUCCGGCGAGAUCAACGACAACCUAAUGGAACUAUUGAUCAUGAUUAAUGCGUGUAAGAUUGCAUCCGCAUCGCGCGUGACCGCCGUUAUACCGUGUUUCCCGUAUGCUCGGCAGGACAAAAAGGAUAAGACAGGCGAUGAUAAGCUGGCCAUGUUGAUGAAGACCAAUGAAUGGAAGUUUCGGAGUCGUGCUCCGAUAUCUGCGAAACUGGUAGCCAACAUGCUAUCGGUAGCGGGUGCAGAUCAUAUCAUUACUAUGGAUCUCCAUGCGUCACAGAUUCAGGGAUUUUUCGACAUCCCAGUUGAUAAUCUGUAUGCCGAGCCGGCGGUACUGAAGUGGAUUCGGGAGAACAUUGCGGAGUGGAGAAACUCGAUUAUCGUCUCUCCGGAUGCCGGUGGUGCUAAGCGAGUUACGUCAAUCGCCGAUCGGUUGAACGUGGAAUUUGCGCUGAUCCACAAGGAAAGAAAGAAGGCAAACGAGGUCGCUUCGAUGGUUCUAGUCGGAGAUGUGAAAGACCGGGUGGCAAUCCUGGUGGACGACAUGGCCGAUACAUGUGGAACCAUUUGCCAUGCCGCUGAUAAACUGGUGGAAGCCGGUGCGACCAAGGUCUAUGCCAUUCUGACCCACGGUAUAUUCAGUGGGCCAGCGAUCUCGCGAAUAAAUAAUGCUUGUUUCGAGGCUGUUGUUGUUACAAAUACCAUACCUCAGGACGGACACAUGAAAGAUUGCCCCAAGAUUCAGUGUAUUGACGUGUCUAUGAUGUUUGCCGAGGCCGUUCGUCGAACCCACAACGGAGAAAGUGUAUCUUAUCUGUUUUCGAAUGUUCCUUACUAGAAGAGUCUACAAUGCUGAACGAACAAAGGGUGGACAAAGGCAAGCAGCCAGUACUACGGAGAAGUUUUUUUGUAUUUUUUGCCAUAUUUCUUUAUUUUGGAAUCACAUAUGUUUGUAUAAAAUGCAAUUUUUAUUCUAAAAAAGACUUCAAGCAUCUCAGCAUUCUACUCAAAUUUAGCUCACAAUAACGAAAAUUUUAUUUCGACAGAAUAUCAUAUGUUUGCAAAUUUAUUGAAAUUAGUUGUGAAACGAAUUCUACGCAAAAGGUAUAUAUCGAAUGGUGUAAUCAAAACACAUGCAAUUCCCUCAUGUAUCAUUUCCUUCCUAAAAGGUAGGCAACUAAAAUAUUUAGUUUCAAUGCUAGAAAUUAGUUUACACGUAUUCUGGGUGUUUUGAUAGAUCCACAAAUUACACCUACUCCACAAAUUUAAAAUAAAUAAAUAUAUACCCGAUCCUCAACAAACCAGAGUUGAAUUAGAGCCAGACUUUUAGCAGUAACGUUUAGUUUUAGUUGAUUGUUUCAAGUGUUUGUAAGACAGACCAUACGCACCCACGCAUAAAAUUAUAAAUUCAAAUGAAAUUAUUCGUAAGGUACCACAAAAUAUAUUUUUACGCUAUUUGAUAUGAAGUUGAAAAGAUAUAGAAAAUAUAGUAUUACACUAGUAA
Molecule: messenger RNA, 1902 nt
Organism: Malaya genurostris
Lineage: Eukaryota; Metazoa; Arthropoda; Insecta; Diptera; Culicidae
Gene: Prps
Product: ribose-phosphate pyrophosphokinase 1
Exons: 7
Coding region: 61-1236 (391 amino acids)
Biological process (GO): purine nucleotide biosynthetic process; 5-phosphoribose 1-diphosphate biosynthetic process; ribonucleoside monophosphate biosynthetic process
Cellular component (GO): ribose phosphate diphosphokinase complex; cytoplasm
Molecular function (GO): ribose phosphate diphosphokinase activity; magnesium ion binding
Source: RefSeq, a predicted model, not a curated record